AUGUCUUAUAAGGAUAUUUCUCACCGCAAACAACUUCGACUGGAGGCGCAGAUCCCACAUCAGUGGCGUCUGGAAGCUUCGCAGAUUCCACCCGGCCUGCUGUCUCCGGCCGACUCAAUCACGAACACAAGCCAGUAUGAAGCCAUCAAUGUCAUGGACAUUCCUCGGACAUGCGGACUUCUCACCCCAGAUGAGUUGCAUAUUACCGAGCAGUACGAUGUACGCUCCUUGCUGGAUGCCAUUCGUGAGAGGAAGUUGACUGCGAAGGAGGUAGUCCACGCCUUUUGCAAGCGAGCCGCAAUUGCACAUCAACUCACACGUUGCCUCACGGAGCCUGUCUUCGAGCAAGCCCUUCAGCAAGCUCAAAAGCUCGACGACCAUCUCCAACGCACCGGCCAGCCCAUCGGUCCCCUACACGGCCUGCCUGUUUCCAUCAAAGAUUCAUUCCAUCUCACCGGCGUAGACUCCACCACUGGCCUCGCUGCCCUAGCCUUCCACCCAGCAGCCCAAAGCGCUCCGCUCGUCAACCUCCUCGCCUCCCUGGGCGCUAUCAUCAUCGCUAAAACCAACGUCCCGCAGACCAUGGGCGCCCUCGACUCCUGCAAUCACCUGUUUGGCCGGACGCUUAAUCCGCUCAACCGUCGCCUGACCGUCGGCGGUAGCACGGGGGGUGAGGCGGCCCUGCUCGCAAUGCGCGGGUCGAUGGUCGGCUUUGGCACCGACAUUGGCGGUAGCAUCCGGAUUCCCGCCAUGUGCACCGGGCUGUACGGAUUCAAGCCCAGUGCCGGGCGCGUGCCGAUUGCAGGAAGUCAAGAGGCAGGAAGCAUGGCCGGCAAGGGAAGGGUCAGUCUCCAGCCAGUAGCUGGGCCUCUGGCCCGCUCGGUCGCAGAUCUGGGGGUCGUGAUGGCCGAGAUCGUGCCUCGGACGGAGCUCUUUAGUGAGGAGGGGAUCCCAGGCAGAUGGUUUGAUAGUAGCCUUCAAUCUCCCUCUGGCAAACGCAAAAGUUUCACCAUCGGGAUCCUCCGUCGCGAUGGGCUGGUCGAGCCUCUUCCACCUGUCGCCAAGGUCAUCGACGAGGUAGCACAUUUACUGCGCAAGACGCCUGGAGUCAGGGUCGUGGAGAUCCCUGUGCCUCCUGCUCUGAGCAAAUGCCAAGGUAUUGCCGGUCGCCUGAUGGGGGUGGACGGGGGCAACCCGAUGAUGGAUCUGCUGGAGAGCACCGGGGAGCCCUUGAUACCCUGGCUGAAGGGCCGGAUGAAGCGGGGUCGGGAAAUGACGCUCGCGCAGGCAGGUGAGUUGCAGGCACAACGGGCCCAGGUUGAGCGGGAGAUGCUGCAAAUGUGGACCUCUCGCGGGGCGACACCAGCUACAAGUUAUACUCGAGACAUUGAUGCGAUCAUUCACCCGGUCGCGCCGCAUCCAGUGCCGGAAUUGGAUCGGUACAAUGCGGUUGGGUAUACUUCGUCCUGGGUGCUGCUUGAUUACCCGGCGGGCACAGUUCCCGUGCGCUCGUUCAAGGAGGAGGAUCUGGAGCUGGGGACGGAGAUGACGGCACCGGUUCUGGGGAGCUGGGAUAAGGCUAAUCGGCCGCUAUGGAACCAGAAGACUGUGGAUCGCCGAGUGUACUUGGGUUCGCCGCUGAGUGUGCAGGUCAUCACACCCAAGCAGCGUGACUACGAGCUCCUCCAGGCCAUGGAGUUGAUUGAUCGAGUUGUGAGGGGAGAUGCGCAAGUUCCUGCCAUGCUUUGA
Messenger RNA from Aspergillus japonicus CBS 114.51, 1749 nucleotides. Its product is annotated as putative general amidase. Bases 1 to 1749 code for a protein of 582 amino acids. The transcript has 4 exons. The record is from RefSeq and is a predicted model, not a curated record. Lineage: Eukaryota; Fungi; Ascomycota; Eurotiomycetes; Eurotiales; Aspergillaceae.